This is a messenger RNA of Penicillium angulare, 1311 nucleotides long. Its product is annotated as RMD1 family protein. Bases 1 to 1311 code for a protein of 436 amino acids. The record is from RefSeq and is a predicted model, not a curated record. NCBI's taxonomy places the organism in Eukaryota, Fungi, Ascomycota, Eurotiomycetes, Eurotiales, Aspergillaceae. Gene Ontology annotation, biological process: positive regulation of mitochondrial translation. The transcript is spliced from 2 exons.
AUGUUUGCGAGGGCCUCAAUUUGCUCGACAUGCAAGCGGCCAAUGCCAUUGCGAUUAUGGAGACAGCCACAAAAUCAAUAUUUACACGCAUCGCCAGCAUUGCAGCUUCCACGACGAAAGGAUUUCUUCUCGUCCAAUGCACACCUAGCGCAAAAGCUGUCCAGCAAAGAUGAUGGAAACGAAAAUGCAGAGUCUCAAAAACAACGCAGACGUGGUGUACGAUUGCCAGCGGUAUCAACGUCUCUACGGCGAGUGGCAGUAGAGGCCCAGAGAUCCAGAGAUGGAUUUCUCUCGAAAAGCCAACUCAAGGAGCAGGGGAUUUACCAAACGAAGACGAUCACUGCUUACGCUGUUGCCGAGACGUUCGACAUUCGCAAAGUUAGAGACAUUUUACAAGAAAAAGGAUAUGAGCCGGAUCCAUUAAACACAGGACUCUUCCCACAAGUCGUUCACGUUCAAAUUCCCAUCGAUUCAAUACGCCGCGUUUCAAACCCAUCCACAACAGAUCUAUCCUCUAGUGAAGUUGGCGAUAUAUUCGUUUUUCCUUCCGGUACAGUGGUGGCUUGGGCACUUCCGGAUGGAUUUACAUCAUUUUUGGCGACAAGGAGCCUAUUACCCGCAGCUCAAGGGGCUCACGUAGAUGAGCUAGAGACAGAAGAUCUUGAAUUUGUCGAAGAUCCGAUGCGAGAGAAUAGCAGCAUCAAAGGCGAUACCAUUAUUCUGGGGACAAAAUCUGGGAAUGAAGGAGCGGAAGUAACGAUGGCUCAACAGCAAUCUAUUGAUACUGUCUUGACUAAAGUUGCAUUCUCAUCCGGCUUGGCUCGGAGUACAAAGCUUGCUGUCCUUGAGAGUCUUCUGUCGAACUAUUUUGAAUCUACCCGGACUAUCCCCACCCUCCUGUCGAAAGGCUCUCGUUUGCCAUAUACACGAGACUUCAUGCUCCGGAAGACCGGACAAUUAUUGAGCGUUCGCGCGCAGCUUAACCUCUAUUCAGAACUCACCGAUUCAUUGCCGGACAUUUUCUGGGAUAGUCGGCACGAGCUUGGAUUGGAAGGAUACUAUGAACAAGUCGGUCGAGCCCUCGAUGUGGGGAUCCGUAUCAAACUUUUGAAUGAGAAAAUGGACUACGCGCAAGAAAUUGCCAGUGUCCUGCGGGAGCGACUUAGUGAAACCCACGGUUUACGGCUUGAGUGGAUCAUCAUCCUCCUGAUUGCCGUUGAGGUGGGCUUUGAAGUCCUCCGACUAUAUGGAGAGAGAAUGCCUUCCGAGGAACAGGAUAAACCGCGCAAACACGCGGACUCGAUCACCUGA